Messenger RNA from Manduca sexta (tobacco hornworm), 483 nucleotides. RefSeq lists its product as uncharacterized. Bases 1 to 483 code for a protein of 160 amino acids. The record is from RefSeq and is a predicted model, not a curated record. Lineage: Eukaryota; Metazoa; Arthropoda; Insecta; Lepidoptera; Sphingidae. The transcript has a single exon.
AUGUUCCUCCUACUCGCAAGCCUGGUGACGCUGGCUGCGGCCGCACCGCACACGCUACCUGAAGCCCACUUCACGAAAUCAGCCUUCAAACAGUACUUCCAAAAUAUCUUCCCGGACAAGAAUAGUAUAGGUGUGACAAUGAACACUUACAGCAUACUUUAUCAUUCUGCACCUUGGACGAUAACAAGCACAGGCACUGAAUAUACAUUGUCGAUGCCGAUGUCUGGGUACCAAAAAGAAGAAAUUGCGGUCAUGGCGUACACAGGUAACCUGGCUAUGAGAGCGAUCCACAAGGAAGGGGGUGUUAUUAAGAAAAGUGAAGCAUCAUUGAAUUUUUUGCCACUACUAGUUAAUCCAGCGGGUUGGUGGACGUACCAUGACGGUGUAUUAAAAGUUACAUUCCCGAUCAACGGAAGAAAUACCGAUGCUGGCGCAACUCGCGAUGUCGACGCCUCGGAUGUCGAGCAGAUCGUUUUAGAUUGA